UACGCUUUUCAUAUCAAUCUGUGGAGCAGAUAAUUAAGACUUUCAAUCAAUAAAAUAAAUCGAAAUAAAUCAGAAAUGAUUCUGAGGACUUUAUCGCGAGUGUCCGCCAGAACACGUGACCUCAACCGGCUCGCGCGCCAUGUGAGCACUUUAAACGGGUGUUUUGAUGAGAGCGGUAAAGUGGGACUCAUCCUCAAGUCUUCAUCCACGGACAUUUUCCAGAACCUGGCUUUAGAGGACUGGAUACAUGAUUGUGUCGACAUGCAGAGGCGGAGCGUCUUGUUUCUAUGGAGAAACGCUCCGGUUGUGGUGAUCGGGCGGCACCAGAACCCCUGGCAGGAGUGUAACCUGGAGCUGCUCAGGCGGACCGGGAUCCCGGUGGCGAGGCGGCGGAGCGGCGGCGGAACCGUGUACCACGAUCUGGGCAACAUCAACAUGACUUUCUUCUCCUCGAAGAAGAAAUACGACCGCAUGAAGAACCUCGGGGUCGUCACCGGGGCCCUGAAGGCGCUCAGACCCAAUCUGGAUGUCUGUGCUACAGAGAGGUUUGACAUUGUACUUAACGGGUGUUAUAAAAUCUCCGGGACUGCAGCCAGGCUGGGAAGGACAGCUGCUUAUCAUCACUGCACCCUGCUGUGUUCUGCAGAUCGCUCUGUCCUCUCAUCAGUCCUGAAAAGCUCAUGCACUGGCAUUAAAAGUAACGCCACCCCCAGUGUGCCUUCCCCUGUUACAAAUCUCUCAGACCACGACCCCACUCUCGCACCCGAUUCCCUCAUGGACGCCAUUGCUUCUCGUUAUAAUAAAGACUUUGACCUUGACAGUCCUGUCCUCACAGUGGAUCCAGGAUCAGAAGUGCUAAUGCCAGGCAUUCACAAGAUGACCUCUGAUCUGAAGAACUGGGACUGGGUUUAUGGAAAGACCCCAAAAUUCAGCAUUUGCACAUCUUUUAUGGUGGAGAACACCAAGGUUGGACUAGAGAUAGACAUCAAGAAUGGGUUUGUGGAAACAUGCGUCAUGGAUGUACCCCAUGACUGGCUGCCUGCUGACUUUGUGAAAGAGUUCUGCUCCAGUUUGACAGGCAUCCGGUUCUGUCCGAACGAGUUCGCUGUGGCUGUAGCAGCUUUCAUGAGAACUACCUCGUCUUCUCCUCAGCAUGUCCAAAACACACUACGUCUUUACGAAAACAUUGUAUCAGUAAUGUAAAUAAAUAAAGGAUUUUAAUUGUC
Molecule: messenger RNA, 1226 nt
Organism: Ictalurus furcatus (blue catfish)
Lineage: Eukaryota; Metazoa; Chordata; Actinopteri; Siluriformes; Ictaluridae
Gene: lipt1
Product: lipoyltransferase 1
Exons: 1
Coding region: 76-1203 (375 amino acids)
Biological process (GO): protein lipoylation
Cellular component (GO): mitochondrion; cytoplasm
Molecular function (GO): lipoyltransferase activity
Source: RefSeq, a predicted model, not a curated record